Amphiprion ocellaris (clown anemonefish) is the source of this 5044-nucleotide messenger RNA. RefSeq names its product C-factor-like. The coding region runs from base 37 to 801 and encodes 254 amino acids. The transcript is spliced from 7 exons. The record is from RefSeq and is a predicted model, not a curated record. NCBI's taxonomy places the organism in Eukaryota, Metazoa, Chordata, Actinopteri, Pomacentridae.
GACAAAGUACUAGUUCGCAUUGGUAGUACAGCAACCAUGAGCUCGGUUUUGUGGAAAUCCGUGCUGGUGACGGGCUCCAGCAGAGGAAUAGGACUACAGCUGGUCACAGAGUUGGCUCGAAGCUGCAACAGACCCGGUAUCAUAAUAGCCACAGCCCGCGACCCGACUACUUCCACGGAUUUGCAAGAACUCUCCAAAACCUACCCGGGUGUUCAUAUUGUAAAAUUAGAUGUGGACAGCCAGCAGAGUAUCAGCUCAGCCCUGGAGGAGGUCCAGUCCAUUGUGGGAAAUAAAGGACUCAACUGUCUCAUUAAUAACGCCGCAAUCGGAUUCUCAAUGGAUUUAAACACUGUAACCCCAGAGGCUAUGAUGAAGACCUUCCAGACAAACAGUGUUUCACCUCUCUUUGUCUCAAAGACCUUCUUGCCUCUGCUGCAGACUGCUGCAGCUCAGUCAAGUGGCAUGGGGAUCCACAGAGCAGCCGUGAUUAACAUCUCAUCUAUUCUUGGCUCUGUUGAAUGGACCUGGGGUGAAAGUGCCAACUUCAAGAGCUAUGCCUACCGAACUUCUAAGGCAGCACUGAACAUGUUGACAAGAUGUCUAGCCGUUGAUUUAGGAUCAGAUGGAAUCCUUUGUAUGUCUCUGCAUCCUGGCUGGGUCAAGACUGACAUGGGAGGGCCUCAUGCUGAUUUGACAGUAGAGGAGAGCGUUUCUGGAAUGCUGUCUGUCCUGUCCGGUCUCACAGAGUAUGACCAUGGAGGAUUCAAGGACUACCGUGGACAGAACCUACCAUGGCUGUGACACUGUUAGUGCCUUUGCCAGUCAAGAGAAGCUGAAUGCCCUGAAGAUGGUGAGAAAGGACGCUUCCUACGAAGAGGCUUUUACUCAACUGGGCCAGUCAUGGAAGGUGAAUGAUGAACUGUUUCAAAAAGAUGAGAAGUUUGCCUGCUAUAUGUAUGUUGCUAAUAGUAGCACUCAUGAGGUGAAUGAACUGCGCUACCAGCUCUUCUGCACCAAAAGGGGAGAAGUCGAGUCCAGCCAGCUGCCACCAUGUAGAGACCUCUUCAUGCAUGUUCAAUGAGAAAAUUAUCAAGCAGCAAUCUGGAAGCACUGUUCACAAGCUAACCCUGUUGUUCCAAGCCCUACUGAGUAUGGGUGGACAGACAAUGAUGGCAAGCUUGCUAUUCAUUGGAUGAGCUCCCCACCUGCACCCAGAUGUAGUCUCGGAACUACUGGCAUGCAAGUGUGUGCGUUCAUGCAGACUGCCAAGCUGCACGUCUGUCGAACUGAAAUGCACAGACGUGCAGGUUACAGACCUGCAGUAACCAAAAACCACAGGAUGAUACAGAACCUGACUUCGAACUUGGGGAGUCAGAUGGCAAGCUAGACAAGGACUUUGAUGAGUGACAGCAUGCAUAUAGUGAUUCUUUUGGUAUUGUUGGAAAUCUUAUAUACACGGUGUAGUGUAUUGGACUUGUUUAACAUUAACACCAUCUCAGUAUUCAAUGAGUUUGAUAACAAUAAUCUAAUUGUCUCUACAUAUACCGAUCACUAACAAUAUAUGGGAUUAUAUGUAUCAUUGACUAUGUUUAUACAGACAUCAAUUGUGUUUCUAACAUUUAUGUAUUCUCCUACAUGACUUUGGUAUUCCUUACUAUCCUGUAUUUUCAUUGUUUCUUUGUGUAAAGACCAUAUAUGUUACAUAACUGGCAUUGUUCUGGGUACUUUCUCACUAAUAAUACUGAUUUUACCAUUCUGGAUGCCUAUCAUAGGGUGUGGGUAUGAAAUUCAUGGUAAAUACAACUUAGCUGCCAUUCAGCUAAGGUUAUAUCAGAAUAUGUCUUACACACAUGGAGGAUUACAAAAAUCAAUACAAGACUUUGCCACCUCAGGUGGUACCAAAAAGAUAUUUUGUGGGUCUUGGCCCAUGGACUAUCUCUCUCUAUGUGACUACAAGCUACCACCCAAUCUUGUAUUGCUGUUUUUCAAAGACUAAUUUCUCAUGUUUUUAAUUAUUGUCUAAUAUCCUGCAUAAACAUUAAAACAUUAGGGAUUUGAAAAAAAAGCACUGAAGAUGCUCUUAUCCAACUUAUUGAAUGUAUCCUCUGCUCAGAGGCCUGUACUUCAAAGCAGGAUUUGAGGUGGCGACAUAACUUUGAAUUUAAACUACAGCUGUCAACGUUAACACAUUAACACUCAUGAUUAAUUUGGAAACCUUAACACAUUUUUUUUAUUGUAAAUUAAUCAUAUUACCAAACUUGACCCCCACUUCCUCCCGUAUUUUCAGCGUGGAUUUAUACCUGUAAAUUGGCCAAACUGGGCAACUGCAAGGGAAAUGCAGAAAACAUGAGUAGAAAUGUCCCAGUGUGAAAAUUUCAUCUGCACAUUUUGUAGUGAUGAACUGUCUUUCCAAAGUACUACAAGUCUGAAGUACCAUCUUCGGGCAAACCACAUCUUUGCUGAUGUUAGUAAAGAUGUUUGCACCAAAUUAAGCCAAGUUCGUCAAACUACAUUGGCAGAGUGCAGCCAGGGCAAGUCUGUCAACAAAGCUACAACAGCUAAGCUAACAAAUGCAAUCACUAAAUGGCUCGCUGUGGACUGUAGGCCCAUUAACAUUGUUGAAGACCAGGGACUUCAAGGUCUUAUGGCAUGUAGUUGCACAGUUCGCCUAAAGUGAACUGGAUAAGUACAUGCCACCAUCAUGUGUUCCUCCCAAGAGGUGGUGUUGAGCUUCACUGUCCAGGAGAGGUCAGUGGCCAAAUACCUUGAGUACUUAGAGUUCAAUUCUUACAUGUUCCAAUCCAAUUGGUGAAUGUCUCUUACAUUAAAAAAAAUCUGUAAUCUAACUAAACGUCAUUAGAAUGACAUCAAACAAAUGUUUAUCUGAGAUAAUGAUGAAAGGGUAAACGUGCAAAAAAACUGUGGAUAUUCAGGAUAUGUGAACGUAAACUUCAAACAUAAAGGAUACAAGCAUAUACAUUCAACAAUAAGAAAAUUAAACUUUGAAAUAGGAAAUAUAUAUGCUUGGAAUGAUAGUCUGUCCUUUAUUGCAGUGACAGAGAGAAGGGGGUGUUUGUGUACGAUGUGUGUGUUUGUCCUCCACAAGCACUUCAGAUGUAGAUGACUCCAGAUGUUGGGAUCAUCACUCCAGUGAUGGUGAAUUUCUUUGGUUUGAGGAUGUAAAACCAUUCAGUUAAAAGAAAUGUCAGGAGAUCACAGUGAAGAAUGCAAUAUCCUCUUCUCCAGAGGUGUGGUUUUCAUCAUAAUUGACACUUAAUGACCCUUAUCAAGUUCUGGUGGAGGUAGGAGAUGUCCUGUUGUCUCCAAGAGGGCCAUGAGUGUCUCAUCUAGCUUUGCAUAGGACUAUUGUCUCAGCUUGCUUCUCAGACAUCCUGAGGAGCUGUUUGCUUUCCCUUCAUUUGUUCCAUUGUUUGAGUUGCUUCCACUCUGGUUCAUGUAGACAUCGUCUGGGUGUCAGCCUUGCAACACAUUACACUGGUGAGCUUCUGUUUCAAAACCAGGCAUCUGGCUUCAGAUUAGUGAUGGAGUUUGACUCGGGGGAAGUGGCUGUGCCUGGCAGGUCAGUAUUAUGUCAUAAACUUGCUUCAGUAUUGCUUUUUUCAGUAUUGCUUUUUUUCAUAUCCUCCCAUGGGUAAGGGGAAGUGAUUUGGUUCCUCAUUAUGGUAGGUGACAUUGACAUUUUGUGAGUCAGGUGUUAAUAAAUGUUAGCAGUUUCAACAAAAAUUAUUCGACUGAACUCAGUAAAUAACUGACACCAUAUAAUUCAACAGCCAAUAAUUGUAAACCUGUUUACAGGACGCAUUGGUUUUAGGUUUCUGUAUUAAUUUAAUUUGUUUCUUUACUAUUUAUUUAUGUAACUUUGUUGUUACACUAACAAAUGCUCAUUUGACAGUUAUGUCUAUAUAGUGUCUUAAAGGUUUGGAUUAUGUUCAUUUUGUCAUUUCUUACUAUAGAAUAAUGUUACUUUUAAACCAACAACUAAAUAAAUAUAGGGCCAUAGAGAUCAGGAAGUGGGCGAGCAGUUCCAUGAACUGGGACAAGGGGGCCUACACCCUCUUGCAUACCUGGGAUUCCAUCCUCCAGAGACCACCGGACAGUGGGGGGCGUGGCCUGUCUGACAGAUUCUAACAGAUCUGUCAAACCGGUCACAUGAUAAAAAAGGACACUUCAUCACAUGUUGGAUGAUGCUCUGAAGAAGACUGCAGACUUAGUCAAAACAUGUCAGCAAGGUAAAACCAUGCUUUCCUUAUUUUUUAGUUGUCAGUUUAAAACUAACGCUACUCUAUAGUGUCUUUAAGGUUUGAUAGCUCUUUACAAGGGUGCAAGCAUUUGUCUACAUGUACUUAGUUUCUUUACAUCACUAACCUCUGAAUGAUUUGUAUAAAUCAUUGAGCAAGUUUCAGCUCUUGAAUGAUGCUGAUGACGACCCCAUCGUAAUGUAGGCAGUAGUUGCAGAAGGCAGGUUAGAUUUUAUUUUUUCACUUACUUGAAGCUAGUGCCUCUAAGCUGUGGGGGCCAGCUGUGCCCCACCAUAUUCAGUGUUCAACAGCAUUUGGCUAAUCAGUCAGUAACUGAUUGACACAACUCAUAUAACCAAAGGGGAAUUAUCAGCCACUAUCCCGCCUCCAAAGUCGCAAGAGUCAACUUGAUGCGUGUUGAGCAGCUGUUUGCCUGUAGGGAGGGCUGGGCGAGCAAUUCACAUUAAUGCAAAUGAAGCAGAACUGCUUCUUUGCAAGAACAGUUUUCCACUUGCCAACACUGUUCUCUGCACUUUUAUCAUGAGUAAGUACCUGGUUUUUAUGCACACGGGUUUCAUCCAAUUUUGGUGAAUAUAACAUAUGCCAAUUAGCCACAACAUUAAAACUACUGACAGGUAUGCAACAUUGGUCAUCUCAAUACAGUCUAGUGUUAUACUGGGAAACCUUGGUCCUGGAAUUCAUGUGGAUAUUUUACAGUACAUGAAACAAGUGAAAGAAUAUAUUACUCGUUCUUUUACAGCUGAAAUAUAAUUAAUAAGUACUGG